This is a messenger RNA of Blepharisma stoltei, 5186 nucleotides long. NCBI's taxonomy places the organism in Eukaryota, Ciliophora, Heterotrichea, Heterotrichida, Blepharismidae. The record is from the annotation of a GenBank genome assembly.
AUGAACAGAAAAUAUCAUCAAAAGCGCUCAAAGAAAAAUCUCCCUGAAGCACCUCCGCCUUCAUCUGACACUGCCAAUGAGUAUAUGGACAUCCUUGACAUCUUCCAUUGGGGAUAUACAACUAAGCGGGAAGUAAAAUCAGUCGAGACCAGUGUCCCAUUUAACUUUGAUUAUGUCCUGUAUGACCUAUCCACGAAAUCCAAAGGAGCUGAAGAAGACAUAGAGUUUGCUUUGAAUCUAAAGCUAAGAAACAAUAUUAGAAGAGGAAACACCAUCAUUGUCUUAUAUAAGCUUGCUAAAGGCCAAGCCAAAGAUAGGCUUAGAUCAGUAAAUUGGGAUGGGCAAAGAUAUGAGAUUAAGGAGCUUUAUUGAGCGAGAAGAUUAGAUUAUUAAGUAUGAGGCCAUAAGCGGUUGAUCCACUAGCAUUUGUCUUGUUUUGGUUGCAAAAGGUAGCAUUCAUAGACUAGAGUAAAAAUAUGAGAGGAAUCCUUUGGAUUUUAAUCAGGCCACCUGUCCCUAGGAUCAGAUCCUUUAGGCAGAACUACUAUCUCAGGAAAGUGCCCAACAAGGAAAGACUUUGGUAGGCAAAGCCUGCGCCUCAAGCCCAUCUUCCGCCAGCACCGUAAUUUCUUAUAUGCGAGAAGAGGGAUGUAUAAAUUUUUCGAUAUGUCCUUUGAGUUUUUAAAUCAAGCUGACACAAAAGAUUUAGAAAUCGCAGGGAGUUUUGUUGGAAACUUCAGCUUAAAUUAAGAUUAAGAUUAAGAUUACGCUGGGUAUUUAAGGUCCCUACUACGUCCGAGGUCGCAUGCCACGGUUUCCCGUGUGGUGGCAGAGCGUUCACCAAGCCCGGGCCGAAACCCCCGGUUUCUCGUAGAGGUAUUGUCAAGGGCCGUCUCAUACCGGCUUUGCUGACCACCUCCAUUUCCAACUUGGAUCGUCGCCUAAGUUUACGCCAACUCCGCUUCGUCGUCCGCCAGAUCUGCCCAUUGAAGGGCACCUUUUCAACUGGAGAGACCCCCGUUUUUGGUGUCUAACUCGCCUCCCCUCUUUUCCGGUCAUCCCGAGAAAGAACUCAACAGCUUUCGCCAUUUCGGGGCGAGCCACUAAAGCAGCUUAGGCAGGUAAUUCACCCUGCCUCAUUUCGGGCACUCACUGGGCUGAGCGCUGCUGCUGCAAAAAGAAGUCACGAAUAACUGCCCAUGGGUCUGGUCGCAAAAACAGCGGCUCUCGCGCUUAGGCCUCUCGCUUCGAGGUCCCAGACGUUGUUGGGCUAAUUCCUGGCUCCAAAAACCAUGCCCGGAUAUACAUGGGUAACCACCACUGAGAGGGUGGGUCGGUCGCCAUACGCCAUUUUAUGUAUAUGGAAACUUCAGCUUAAAUUACAGCAAAGCAGAAGCUCAUAAAGAAGAGCUGAGAAAAGUAAUUUUUGAAGGUGUAGAAAAAGCUAUAAGGAAUGGAGAAACUGUAGACGUCUAUAAAACUGUCAAAGCUAAUGGAGAAAAUGCACAAAUUUCAUAUUUCCAGCCAUUGGAUUCAUGGAUAAUUGCAAGCAAAAAUGUGAGUUUAAUAGCAAGAAAUAGAAAAGAUUUAGAAAAAUAUUCAGCUAACAGGUUUAAUUUCGCAGGUUUAAUAGCAAAUGAGUGGUUUAAUAUCAUUGAAAGUAUGAGACCUGAUGUAGUAAAUACUUUUAAACAAGAAUUAUCAGGGCAUACUAUUGUAGGGGAGUAUACAGGAAAUCAGGAUUAUCAACAUCUUAUUAGAUACAGCAAAAUCUCUUUGGUGUUUUUUGCAUUAGUUGACAAUAAUUCUGUAGUCACCUGUAAACCACCAUUAAAAGCUUUACAAUUUUUCAGAAAAUUUAAUCUUGAACACGUAAAAAUGCAGAAAUUCGGAAAUUUACAUAGUGUUUUGGAUUUAUAUGAGAAGCUAAAAGGGCUGUUUUGUGAGGUUUCUUCAGAAACUUUAGAGGUAGGUGAAGAAGGAGCUGUUCUAUAUUUUGUAAAAAAUAAAGCACAAGAUAACCCUAUACUAGCUGUUGCAGAAAAUUUUCUAUUAAAAAAUACAGGAAAUUUCCCUAGUGAGCAUGAGUUUAACGAGGCUUUGGAAAACCAAGAAACUUUGUCAUUAACCAAAUUAAAAACGCUUGAGUAUCGAAUUUUUAGAAAAAUCAGAGAAAAAACAAAAUAUAUUGAAAACAAUGCAAGUGAUGUUUACAAAAAAUUUGUGAAAGAAGUAUAGAAUUUUCCCAUAGAUGGCGCUGUUUGCCCUUGAUUUGCCCACUGGAAAAUUUUUUGGUUUGACCAAACCAUAAUGCACUGGUCGAACCAAAAAAUUUUCUUCAUGGGCAAAUCAAGGGCAAACAGCGCCAUCUAUGGGAAAAUUCUAUAAACGAGCUUGCCGCAGGACAAAGUUUGCCAAAGCCUAUAGAGUAUUAUUUUGAAGUAGCAAGAAAAGCUUUUGAAGAAAUUGAAAGAAAUCCAAAUUUAUAUAAAAAUCGAGGAAAAUAUAUUGAUUUUUUGGAUAAAGUUUUGGAGACUGUAAAACUGCCUGGAUCCUAUAAAAGGCCUAAUACAAAUUAUAAAUCAGUAGUAUUAUUGACUCCUCCUUGCUAUUAUUCAAUGACACAAAUAAAAGACAUCUCUAAUGCUCUUGGAUGCUCAGAAAUAAAAUAUGAGUACAAAGCAGCAAACCCAUUGGAGUUUCCUUUAUAUAUCUUUAACAAUGUUCCUCGAAAUCCUAAAUUCAGUGAGCAUGAUCUUGUUAUUUUUGCUGGGUAUGCUACUUCUUCUAUCCCAGAAACCUUAAAUAAGCUUCAAGAAAUGAAAAAUUCGACUGAAGAAAUUCCAUUGAAUGCUCAAAGUUACAUUAAAAACCAAAAUCCAGAAGGAGCUAUAAAAAAUUUAUACAAUGCAAUUUUUGAUCUUACAUCAAGCUUAUUGUGGGGCGUUUUACAAAAAAUUUUUAAAUAAUAGUAGAUUUAAUAUGAAUAUAUUGAAAAAUUGCUUGCUAUUGGGGGUUUUCUUGGGCAUUUAAUCAAAUUUAAAUCUAAUCUAAUUAAAUUUAUUAUUUGAAAAUUUUUUGCACAAAUCCCUACAAAUAAAAUAAGCAAUGGAGUUAGAAACUUUAUAAAGAAAUUUUCACAUGAUUUUGGCUUGAUUUCUUAUGAAAGGUUAAUUGAAGAAGCGCUUAAGCUGCUUUUUCCACCUCCAAAGCCAAAAGUGUUUUACCCAGAAGGGACCUACGUUAUUGUCCCUCUAGGUAUUCCUGCACUUGGAAAAACAGAGCUGGUACCGGUUUUCCAAGAAAUUGCGGAGAGAAAUGGAUUUAUGUUUGUUUCUAUAAGUUCUGAUAAAAUACGAGGAGAAUUAUAUAAUAAAUAUAUAGAAGAGAAUGGAAAAACUGAUGAGCAGGUUCUCUAUGAUAAAACGACUAAGCAGACUAUUAAAUUGUUUCAGGAUGAAAUUAUUUCAGCUUUAAGCCAAGACUCUUCAAGAAAAAUUAUAUAUUUAGACAAAAAUCAUCCUCCAAAUGCUAUCAAGGGAUCAUUCGAAACAAUUAAAAAAGGGGAUAAAAAUGCCAAAAUUAUUGUCAUGGUUCCAGACUGUGGAAAAUACUACUUAAUCUCUAUCCUGAAAAUAAGAAGACAUCACGGAAAAUAAACAAGAAAUAUUUUUUAUAUAUAAUAAAUAAAAUUUUUAUAUAUUAAAUUUUCUAAAGUUGGCAAAAAUUUCUUCCCAAUGAGUUUGCAAGUCCUACUAACAUGCUUGCUGAGGAUUAAAAAUAGAGACACUCAUGAGACACUAGCUGGAACCUUAGAAAAAAGGGUUGGCGUUGUUAUGAUGAUGUACAUGCUUUAUAAAAAUUACCUUCUUGAUGAAGGAAGUUCAUUAUUAAGAGAAGUCAAAUUUUUAAAGAUACCAUUUGUGGAUGAAAAAAUAAAGGUCAAUGAAAAUUUUGAGAAUUUAAUGAUGUAUGUGCUACAGAACUACACAAUAGGUAAGACUCCUUCUGAAGAAUAUAUCAGAAGUAUUAUUGAAGAAAUUGAAAAAAAUGAUAUAGACAGGGUUUCUAUUUGAUCGUCUUGGGCUAAAAAGCGCCCUGACAACUGGUGAGUUGACAAGUUCCAUUUAUUCUUUUACUUUUUUACUUGCUAGCUGGUGGAGUUGGCUUGGAAACUAAUGGUGAGUCAAUUCCACCAGUUGGUAGAGUGUUUUAUGGCCCAGGGCGAUCAAAAAGAAGCUCUGAUCAAUGUUCCAUUACCUCAUAUUAGCCUUGGAGAUGUAUUAGAAAGAGGACUAGAAAACCUAAUCGGCCAAAAAUUAGAAGAAGAGCAAAUAAAAAUAGCAGAAGAAUCUAAAGAUUUCCAACCAUCAAAAAUAGUCCAAGAAGAAGCUAAGCAUCCUCUAAAAAUCCAUGAAGGAACUAAAGAAAUCAAGCCAGCCCAAAAGCUUCAUGAAGAAACUAAAGAAAUUCCCCAAAAAAUCCCAGAAGAUGUCAAAAUUGUUGAAGAAACAAAAACUGAGCACGAAAAAAUCCCAGUUUACCUCGGUUUAGAUUUGGAAGAAUAUUUCGGGACAUCCUUAAUUCCUCUUAUCACAUCUGCUCUAGACGCGUUUGCUUCAAGCUUCCCCGAAGAGCAAGCUAUCCAAAGCGAUUUAAAAGAGUUAGUCACCAGUGGUGUAAGAGUUUAUUCCCCUGCUGGCAGAGUUUCAGAUAAAUGAAAAUUCACAAAUUCCCUCCAUUUAACGUCAUUUUUCAUAGGAGGAAAUAAAGAAAAGUUAAAAUCAAGUUUUUAUAUACGCUUUUUUAUCAAUACAUAUGAAAUGAAAAUAAUUUUUAUAAAAAUAAUUAUUAUUGUAUUAGUAACUUGGUAUAGAGAAUUCAGAGAAAAUGCUGAAUGCGUUUUGAGGCUUACUCAUAUCGUCUAUGUUCCACAAAGGCUAAUUUGUGCCUCUGCUGUGUCUACUGAUGGGUAUUUUAGGAUUGAAAAUAAAAUGCCGCACGUUACUUUACUACUAGGAAAAUGGCCUGCAAAAUUAAGUAAUGAAGUGCUCAUGUCUGCGAACUUGCAGGAUAAUGUAAGUAGAAGCCAUGGAAAUUUAAUGAAAGAAAGUGUGGAUAUAUACGCAUUAAAGCUGUAUCCACAAUGGUUUUUGAAAGGAGUAACAAAAAAAUACCACAAUUAA